This is a messenger RNA of Arachis ipaensis, 1576 nucleotides long. The record is from RefSeq and is a predicted model, not a curated record. NCBI's taxonomy places the organism in Eukaryota, Viridiplantae, Streptophyta, Magnoliopsida, Fabales, Fabaceae.
AAAGGUAAAUGAAACAUGAGCUUCUUGCAAAUGAAAGCUUCUUCUCCUCUCCCUAGCACGAGCUACUUCUCUCCGUGGCUGCUACUUCUGCUUCUUCCGCCGCUGCCGCCGUUGUGUCGCACAAUCUCUCUCUCAUCCCUUGCGUUGCACGAGAUCCCUCCAGCGCCGCUCUCGUCGCAUCUACUCCCAUGGUCGCAGAGCUCUCUCUGCCGCUGCUCUCAUCGCAUCUGCUCCCUCUAGCUCCUCUUCCAUCUAAUCUCAACUCACUCUCUCGGUUCUUCUCAUAACCAUCUCAAAUUUCAGGUUUAUCAUACUCUGCUUUUGUGCUUUUUUAUCCGACGAUAUCCCCUCCAAGCCUCUUCGCAUUUCGUUAUGAUUGUUUUCUGUUUGUUCGGUUCUGAUUUGGAAUCGUUAAAUUGGGGAAUUUCGUGAAGGUUCAAACAUGGAGCAACUUCUUGAGAAGGUAGUUGUAGAUAGGAAUGUGUGUUUUUUCUGGUUGUUGCAGAUAAUGUCUAUGCAGUCAAGGAGUGACAGCGUUAACACUUCUCUUUUUGACAAAAGGGAGCACAUAGAGAAGCUGCAUCGUACUUGCAAUCUUCUCCGUAAAGUUCAGGUCCCUCCGAUGGGGUUAUUUCCCAACUGUCUUGUGCAACAACAAGUUCUUUAUCCAUUCUGGAAGCAGGUUGGUGGAACUAUUUUGUCUGCAAAACUUGCAAAAGAGAGAGGAUGGGCCAUUAACAAGUGGAGCAAGGGAAAGCAAAAGGAGAAGGUGAACAACCAGGUGCUAUUUGAUCAGGGUACUUAUGACAAGCUCCUCUCUGAAGCUCCCAAAUUCAAGCUCAUCACUCCUUCUAUUCUCUCUGAUCGUUUGAGGGAGGGUCUUGUGGAGAUAAGGGAAGACUAUAUAGAAGAUUCUCACAAAGGGGAAACUAAAUCAGAAUUUGAAGGAAUUCUCAUGAGCCACCCUUCUAUUGAAGAUGCAGCUGUUGUCCCGCAAAAAGAUGAUGUAGCUGGUGAAGUUCCAGUUGCUUUUGUGGUGAGGUCAUCAAAUGAUCCUAUUUGAUCCUAUUACUGAAGAUGCUGUCAAGGACUUUAUAGCUAAACAGGUACAAGAACUGAAAUUGGAACCUUCAUGACUCCACCACCAAAUUGGAACCUUUAAGGGAUGUGAACCUUUUUGGUCCUUGGCUGAAUAAACAAAGUGCAACUGCAGGAGUAGCUCCUCUCACAAGUCACAACAACAGCAUCAUGCUUGAAUGAGGAAAAUUAACUCUUGAUUUGUAAUUUGCUUGAUCUAUUGAAAAUUCUGAUAAGAACCCCCUCCUAAUUGUGGAGUGGAGUUGAAUUUUAGCAUCCUGAAGUAGCACUUUAGGGAUUAAUUUAAUGAUAUGAUUAUAUUCAUAGGAAAGUAACUAUAAUGAGGAACUUGUUUAUUGGGAUGGUCAUCUUAUUUUUUUGGGGUAUCUUUUUAUUGAGACAGUGAGAUAUUGACUAAUGGUGUUGAAAAAUAACAUCCAAUUUUAUAGGUAUCAUGUAAUGAAUAUUAUGUUUAUUUAUGUGAUUUUUGGCUUUCUAU